AUGCAGGCUACCAACGAUGUUUGUCCGCCCACGAACAAUCACACUAGACCCGAUCCCCAGGUCGAGCGGAAGCUAGUGGAUAUUUUCUUCAGCCGAGUUCACCCCCGAUACCCAUUUCUAGACAGGUUCAGCUUUGAGGAGUUCUACCAAUCCUACCAACUGUCUAAGGAUACAAGUCGGGUUAGUCCAUCCAAGCCGUUCCACCUUCAUAUGGUUCUCGCAAUCAGCGCCCGCAUUAUGCAGCUUCAUCCGGAAAUGGGCGGGAACAUCAACCCGGAGUUUUACUAUUCGAACGCUACUCGAUAUGUUGAUGAGGCACUGCAGGUUCCUGGGCUAGAGAGGAUUCAAUCAUUACUUUUGCUCGCGCUAUACAUUCUUCGUACCCCGGGUAGUAUUUCUAACUUAGGCGGCUGGCACAUCAUUGGAUUCGCGGUUCGGUAUGCAGUAGAAUUGGGAAUGCACCGCAACAUCAAGUGUGGCGGCCCACGAGCACAGGAUCCAUAUCGUAUUGAGAUUCGGCGACGAGUGUUUUGGAGCGCUUAUGUUCUUGACCGUGCUGUAUCCUUGACUCUAGGACGUCCGUUCGCCCUGUCGGAAAAUGAUAUCGAUGUUGAUUUGGAGGCAUCAUACCGGUUGGCUAAAUCAUAA
This is a messenger RNA of Aspergillus oryzae RIB40, 648 nucleotides long. RefSeq names its product fungal specific transcription factor domain-containing protein. The record is from RefSeq and is a predicted model, not a curated record. Gene Ontology annotation, molecular function: zinc ion binding; sequence-specific DNA binding; DNA-binding transcription factor activity, RNA polymerase II-specific. Lineage: Eukaryota; Fungi; Ascomycota; Eurotiomycetes; Eurotiales; Aspergillaceae. Gene Ontology annotation, biological process: DNA-templated transcription; positive regulation of transcription by RNA polymerase II. The transcript has 2 exons. The coding region runs from base 1 to 648 and encodes 215 amino acids.